AUGGCUGUAGCCUCCCAUUCCGCUUCCAAGGGGUCCAAGAAGCGUCGCAACGGCGCCACCGUAUCCCAUACGCGGCCUAAUGACAAGGCAGUGGCCCCUUCAGCAGCUCAAGCUCCCGCUUCAGCGAACGGAAAAAAUGGCUGGAAAGAAUUGCAGAAGGCUCUAGCGGCUUCAUUAGUGGAUUACACCUUCGUUCUCGGGCUGGUUUUCGGAGGAUGUUGCUCCAAUGUAUGGUCCUACGAACAAUUGUUGAAAAUGGACGCGCAUAUAGGCACCACGCUCACAUUCUCUCAAAUGCUCUUCAUCACUGUCCAAUCACUACCGUCAUUCCUUGAUUUUGCCCAGGGCGUCCCCCGUUUGAAACCACGGCAUGUGCCUCUGAGAAAUUGGGCUAUGCAAGUUCUUGUCCUCACCUCUGGGUCUUUGAUGAACAACUGGGUCUACGCUUUCUCGGUGCCGCUCACCGUUCAGAUAGUAUUCCGUUCUGCUGGUCAGUCAGUGACAGUGACUCCCACAUUAUCAUCUUCCGCUCACUUGAAUGGGGUUCGCACAGGUCUGGCAGUAUCUAUGCUCUUCGGGUACGUGAUCAUGAACAAACGAUAUUCCCUGGCACAGAUGCUUGCGGUGGCAGUGGUCUCUGCCGGUGUCGUUCUUGCGACAUUGUUCCGGCCGUCGACACCCAAGACGUCUGAUGUCUCUGCAGAUGUUAGCAAAUACACCACUGGAGUUGUUAUGCUCGUGCUGUCGCUAUUCACGACUGCCAUCCUGGGCAUUCUUCAAGAACGUACGUACACGAAAUAUGGGCCUCAUUGGAAAGAAGGCGUGUUCUACACGCACUUGUUGUCACUCCCAAUUUUCCUAUUCUUCAUUUCCGACUUGAAGCGAGGGUUCCAAGGCUUGGCACAACCUGUCUCCAUCGCUCCUUUCCCCAAGGAAUCAUUGGGCUCGUUUACGCCGUGGAUCCCGUAUGCCGUCCUCGGGGCCAAUAUGUUCACUCAACUGGCAUGCGUAUCGGGCGUCAACCAGCUCAGCGCACGGGUCUCAUCCGUGUCAACAAGCCUCGUCCUCACAACUCGCAAGGCCAUCAGUCUAUGCUUUAGCGUGUGGUGGUUCGGCAACGGGUGGAAUGCACAGUUGGGCGUUGGCGCGGGCAUGGUCUUCCUGGGGUCGCUCCUGUACACCGUUGUCACCGCACGCAGCGCACCAGUCUCCGCUGGUGCGGUGCGGCGCUCAGUGUCUAAAUCGAAGGAGGAAUGA
This is a messenger RNA of Epithele typhae, 1257 nucleotides long. RefSeq names its product UAA-domain-containing protein. Gene Ontology annotation, cellular component: endoplasmic reticulum membrane; Golgi membrane. Gene Ontology annotation, molecular function: UDP-N-acetylglucosamine transmembrane transporter activity. NCBI's taxonomy places the organism in Eukaryota, Fungi, Basidiomycota, Agaricomycetes, Polyporales, Epitheliaceae. Gene Ontology annotation, biological process: transmembrane transport. The transcript is spliced from 6 exons. Bases 1 to 1257 code for a protein of 418 amino acids. The record is from RefSeq and is a predicted model, not a curated record.